AUGCAUCUUGUAGACAGAGUAUGCGUUGGAGUUGUGGGUCUAACACUUGUUAUUAUUUCUGCAUUGGUUGCGACUAUGGGGAAAAUCUCGCCUACUGAACAGUACGUGUCUCCCAGUUCUGUUGUGGCUUUCCUUGGAACUUCUCAAAAGUUAUAUUGUUUAUUUAGCGGCAGGCCUCUUCCGGAACCUAACUGGUUACAUAACGGAACGCAGAUUAGUAAAGAUGAUCCAAAUUUUGACUUUGAGAAUUAUGGCAAAACAAUUACGUUUAACGUCACUAUGGAGUCAGCAGGAAGAUAUGACUGCAGGUUUAACCAGCAUCUUGAUAUUGAUAGGACGUUUGAUGUUACUGUGCAAGCUAAACCAUAUUGGGAGACGGGCCCACCUCUUUCAGUGAAUACCAGUGAGGAAGAAACGGUAACUUUUGUGUGUGGAGCAAAGGGAAUACCACCACCAAAAAUUGAAUUUCUGAAGAAUGGAGUUUUGAUCCCGAACAAUACCGAUCGGAUUGUGAUAGAAGGUAAUAAGUUGAGAAUAUUUGGCGUCAAGAAAAGCACCGUUACUGGUAACCAUGGAGAUAAUGCUGUUUAUCAAUGUCGUGCAACAAAUGAGCAUGGACUCCUCUGGGCCAAUUUCCCUCUAAGGAUAUACUCACAAGCACCUGAACUAGAGUCUGAUUCUGGAACAGUAAGCGUGGUGAAGGGUAAGAACGCUCGGUUGAGCUGCAGGUUUGCUGCCUCUCCAAAACCAAAUAUCACUUGGGAGAGUCCUAGGUUAGAGGUGGUUGAGUCGGAACAAAGAAUAUCAGAGGAGUCCCCAAAUGUAGGGAUCUUGGAGAUUCGAAAUGUCGGAGACGCGGCGGCUGGAGAUUAUGACUGUAUAGCAGUGAACAAGUAUGGGAGGAAUUCGUCAAGAGUAACUCUUGUUGUUCGAGAAGCCACUAGACUCGCACCAUUUUCUAAAGAGAUGGAAAAGGUGAUGGCUGGAAAGGACCUAAAAUUACCUUGCAAAGCUAACCAUGAUCCUCAUCUUGAAGUGAAAUAUGAGUGGCUGGUGAAUAAUGAGACUUUGCCUGAGCAAGAUCUUGCUUCUGGACAUUAUCGGAUUGAUGGCGAUCACACACUACAUAUCAUUGGCGUGUCGCGUAAUGAUGCUGCUAGCUACACUUGUGUGGCGAUGACAGACUUGGAUGCUGUUCGUGGUUCACUUAGGGUUGACGUUGAUGAUGUCCCGAAACCGAUGCACCAAGUUUCUGCAAAGUGUGAAGAUGGAAGUUUGGCCACAGUCGCCUUCAUUUACUAUGAGGAGCUGAAAACGGAUUCUCCGAUAACAGAAAUUUGGGCACAGUAUCGCAUUGAUAGCGAAAGUGAUGAUGUUGCUGCAUGGCAAACGUAUCCAACACCAAUGCUAGUUGAAGACCACUAUAAGAUUGAAGAUGAGAGUAAGCAGAUUAGGGGUGAAAUGAAGAUUAGCUUGAAACCAUUUGGAAAGUAUCAGUUUCGUGUCUUUGGUCGUAAUAAUAUUGGUGAUGGCAAGCCAAUAAUGGCAAAGGAUACCUGCGAGACUGCUCCCAAGAGACCUGAUAAAAAUCCUGAUGAAGUUCUUGUAAAAGGUGUUCGUCCAGACCGUCUUUUAGUUUCUUGGAAACCAAUGCAGCGAGAAGAUUGGAACGGGAAGAAUUUCCACUACUUGGUUAAACAUCGAAAGCCGAAUAGCGAAAAGUGGAACGAAACAGAGGUUCAAAAUCCAUUUGCUGAUCAUGCUUUUGUGGACGUACCGGGGAAGGCAGAUGAACCUUAUGAAGUGCAGGUAGCAGCUGUAAAUGAGUUAGGCAGUUCUCAAAUAUCUCCUAAAACUGUGGAAGCUCAUUCUGGGGAAGGUGGUCCAAAUUACACUCCUACUGGUUUCAAAGUGAAGAAAGUUGGUUCUACGUCCGUCACUUUUGCUUGGGAUCCUGUACUUCCGUCUUCAGUUCAUGGCAAUCUAGCUGGCAUCAAAGUUACUUAUAAGCCACUUCAAGACGAGGCAGAGACUGAUGGAGAGGUUGAAGCGAACGAAGUAGCGCAAUCGCAAACGAGGAACACACGCCAUUUGAAGGCGUCGCGUCGGAAACGUGCUGCCAUAUAUGAGGAGGAUUACGACGAUGCUCCGCGGACUGUUAUCGUCGGUCCAGAAAAAGUUGAGUAUACAGUUGAGGGCUUUCGACCGGGGACAUUAUACGAAGCUAAGAUUUCUGUUUUUAAUAAUCAGAUGGAUGGGGUUCCGUCGGAAGCUAUAACCUUUAGGACAGAAGAAGGAGUUCCUACACAAGUCCGGGAUCUUGAAGCAUUUCCAACGAACAGUCGUAAAGCUGAUGAAAGGGGUGUUGUUAUUGUACGGUGGGGUGAGCCAAGGCGUGCACACGGGAAGAUUCUGAAGUAUUUGGUUGAAGCCUGUCGGGUUGAGGGUGACAACGGGAUAAGGCGUGAUAAGUGUUUAACAACGGAAAGGGAGCCGAGCAAGUUUUCAGCAAGGCUAACAGACUUGGAAUACGAGUUGUUGUAUCGAAUCAUUGUAUCUGGUGUAACGGCAAUUGGAAGAGGUGACCCUAACUCAUAUGACGUGAAAACGUUGCCUAAAGACUUUGGCGAGCAAUUGCAUCCUGUUGUUGCAUCGUUUGGUGCUGAAGCAGGGAAAAGUUAUGUGGACGUUGUAGUAACGCCGGGCAAAUUUGAAGACCAGGAGAAGCGUCCAGUGGGGGAUCGGUUUUACGUUGAGCAUGCGAAAGAAGGAGCAAAUGAUUAUCAGCGUACUGAAGUUUCAGGUGAGGACUUGAGAGGUCGAAUAGAAGAAUUGGAACCUGGAACAACGUAUGAAGUUCGUACAGUCUCACAAUAUAGUGAUGAAAGUGGCAACAUUGUUGAAACAACGUCGCCGAGCACUAAGGUGCGUACAGCUGGUGCAGCUCCAUAUAGUGCUAAAAUUUGGUUGCUUUUGUUAAUAAUACUCGUCAUCUUACUCGUCUUCUGCAUCUUAUGCAUUAUAUGUAUUGCUGCGAGGCGGAGAGGAGCUAAAUAUCCUGUGUCGGAGAAGGAAAGACAGCAAGGGCGAAUACCUAUACUUCCUGGUGAAAAGGAGCGUGGGUUUGGAGAGUAUAUGAAGCCAGAAGAUGAUGAGAAGCGUUCAUUAACAGGAGGCAGUAAAGCAGAGUCAGAGACAGAUUCUAUGGCUGAGUACGGAGAUGCAGAUCCAGGUCGUUUUACAGAGGACGGCUCGUUUAUCGGACAAUACGUGCCGAAUAAAACUUUGGUCAGUACUUCUACUACUGGUAAAGCGGAUCGGGAGUCAGCUUCAACAUUUGUUUAA
Molecule: messenger RNA, 3345 nt
Organism: Enterobius vermicularis (human pinworm)
Lineage: Eukaryota; Metazoa; Nematoda; Chromadorea; Rhabditida; Oxyuridae
Source: the annotation of a GenBank genome assembly